This is a messenger RNA of Peronospora matthiolae, 579 nucleotides long. The record is from the annotation of a GenBank genome assembly. NCBI's taxonomy places the organism in Eukaryota, Oomycota, Peronosporomycetes, Peronosporales, Peronosporaceae.
AUGGAGGACGAGCACGUCGCCGAUAUUCGGUCAGCACAAGUGUUUGCUGAGAACGAACGGGAUCUCAGUAGCUCAUCGAUGGACGAGAGUGUCAUCGAUGAGAAGACCCGGACUGAGCGAUACACGUCUCACUUUUGGGAGUCUUUAAAGACAAAUCCUUUGUAUAAGGAUUUGGUUGAAUUCAGGAAUGUUUUCCCUGAAUCCGUGCCAUGCGAGAUGCCCAAGGGCAAAGGCACUCGGGAUGAGAUCGAACUGAAACCUGGUUCGAAAUACUGUGUCAUGAAGAAGUGGUUACUGCCUCGUGAACAGGUCACAGCGAUCGACAAUUUCUUUGCCGAUCGUUUAGCGGCUGUUCAUGUGAGGGAAUCAACAUCCCCACAAAUCACUCCAACCUUCUGUGUGCGAAAAGCCACAGGAGGGUGGCGGAUAUUGCACGCGUUUAACAAACUGAAUGCUGCAACGGUACCGGCUCAAACGUCGAUCCCAAGGAAGGACGUCAUCAUAGAUGGUAUGGCAAAAAGUACCAUCUUUUCGUCCAUGGAUCUGAUGGAUGGAUUCUAUCAAAUCCUCAUGAGAUAA